AUGCCAGAUAUUGAGACAAAGUCCCUUAUCGAUACGCCAAUUUCGAGCCUCACCCGUACACACCCAUCUCCUCGUUUCCAUCAUACAGACGACACCCCUUCUGGAAUCGUAACCUCGUUAUGUAUCAUCAAUACCAAGGGGAAAUCCAUCCAUCCUCUAAUUUCCGGCGCCGAUUUCUACGCGUUGCCCAAGUUCUCUCCGGACGGUACCCGCCUCGCAUGGAAUCAAUGA
Messenger RNA from Laccaria bicolor S238N-H82, 231 nucleotides. RefSeq lists its product as uncharacterized. NCBI's taxonomy places the organism in Eukaryota, Fungi, Basidiomycota, Agaricomycetes, Agaricales, Hydnangiaceae. The coding region runs from base 1 to 231 and encodes 76 amino acids. The transcript has 2 exons. The record is from RefSeq and is a predicted model, not a curated record.